CGCUCGGUUGGGGUCUUGUGGAAUGAGGGCUCCCCUGACCCUCCUGCGCUUCCCUGCUCCGCAGUCGCGUUCCCGGGGCGGAACAGAUGAAGACGGAUCAGAAUGGGGUCCUCUUGAUGAAUUCUGCCCCGGGAACUUCCUCUGCGCUUCUCCAAAGGCUGCCUGUGUGUAUGCAUAUGUCUCCGCACGGGCUGCUGGUUUGGAGUAUACUGCUUGACAGACAUCAGACAGGGCAAGGGACUCCUCAGGAGUGAGACCCUGGAUGUACUGUAGCCUUAGCAGGCCAGGGUCAUGGGUCGCCUAGAUGACAAUGCCAAGAAGCGAAUUGUAGAACUUCGGAAAGCAGGGCUGAGUUUUCGAAAAAUCAAGAAGGUCCUGGAGCUUGACAAUAUUCGUGUCACACCACAGGCUGUCUAUCUCUUCUUGAAGCGAAAGAAUGUGGAUCCCAGGCCCUUACCUGGCAGCAACCAUCCUCUUCCUCCCAGGGACCAGAACAGCCGGCAGCUGGCGCUCAGUCGGGCUGGCUGGGAGGAUGAGCAACUCUGGGACUUGUUGCAAGAGAAUGAGGUGAAGCCAAAGGAGUCCUUGGAAAGCCAGCCAGCUGGCCUCAGGGGAGAGCCUGGAGCUGGUCAGGGCUGGGACGGCAAAGAGGGCAUUAGGAUUGUCAGCGUGACAUCUCUGUGUCAGGGUGGUGGAGCCCACCCCAAAGAUACUUGUUCCGAUGAAGCUCCCCAGGCACCCGCUAACAGUGAUAUUGGGAUUGGGCUGGGGGCUUCUGGUCCAGUGAGCCAGCCUGCUUCUCCAUAUCCACUGAGUCGGGGUCGGAACUCUGCCCUCCUUGUCAAGAAGAAGAUUGUGGACAGAGCCAUCUUCUUCCACAAGAAAGCCACUGUCCAGAAUGCCCAGAGGGGCACUAGCUCCUCUUCUCUCCCUCUCCUGGUAGGAGUGCAGUCUCCUGGGACCAACGCUGGCCUUCCAGACCUUAAGGACUCCAGCCCACAUGUUCAGGACAUGGGCACUCAGACCCGACUGCCUUGGGUCAGUGCCCAGGGCCUGGCUGAGAAGCUGGAUGCAAUGCAGCGGGCUGUGCAGCAGGUCCUACAGGUGCUCCAAGUGCUGACGGAUCAGCAGAGCCGGCUAGAACAGCAGCAGGAGCAGCAGCAGCGCUGGCAACAGCAGGUGUUGGGGACUCUGCAGCAGCUCAGGGGGCCUGACCAGAGUCAGGGUCCUGGGACCAGGGAAACCCAGGACUUAGGGGGCCCUGGGACUCUUGAAGGACCUAAUUUCCACCAGUUUAAGAUGGAACUUCUUUGACCCUCUGACAUAGGUGUGACAUGCCUGAAGGGGCAGGACCUUCAGCUUUGGGAAAUAAGGGGUCUGUGUCUUGGUACCAUCUCAGCUGAAGACAGCCCUCAUAAGAUGGAAAUUGUGGGCAGGAAACACUGCCCCUCUCCCUCUGACCCUUAUGUCUAUGUGCAACACACAGGCAGUAGCCCUCAUCCUUUGCCUGUGUUAGCGCCUUCUCCCGACAAGCCCUGCCCAGCUUCAGGGCCUGUGGAGGGUGCUGGAGGUGGGGUGGGGGUGGUUUAUUUACAUACAAGCCUGGGAUUUGGGAGCAGGUGACCAAGGGAGGCUUUAUGACUUUUUCCUUUCCUGGGGCUUAGACUCUGAGAGAGUAAGUUUCUUUACCUUCAUAUGCUAUUAUAGGUGAGUGAAGGGCUCAGGUGUUUCUUUAAGAUAGGGGAUGAGUCAUGGAUUUCUGGUGACUACUAAGCAUGUUCCAAGGCUUAGAGCACAGUGUGGGGCCAGGAUUAAGGACAUCGUUGGUGGUGGGGGGGAACAGUAGCUCUAUGAUACUAAGACCAGUGAGGAUCAUUGCAAGGGAAUAGAUGUUCUCAUAAUGGAGAUGCUUUUCCAUCAGGCAUUCACAGUUUUAACGUGAUAUAAAUCUACUCUACCUUGGACCAGUCUGAUGGGUAGGUAGAAUCCUCAUCCUAGACUCUUUUCUGCCUGCUUGCGGAGGUUGUCAUCUUUGGGUGGAAGAAGGGCAGACAGCUGGCUUUUAUGCACAGCAGCCUGGACAGGAAUAGGGUCCUGAAAGACUCAGGAAGUUACUUGGCUGACGUAAUGCAUUUGUUAUCAUUAUAAAAGUAGAAACAAGGAGACAAGAGAAGACAGUAUAGUCUCCCCAGGUUUCCAAGUCUAGAAACCAUAUCUAUGUCAUUAAAUAGUUAAAUGAGCACAA
Molecule: messenger RNA, 2245 nt
Organism: Vombatus ursinus (common wombat)
Lineage: Eukaryota; Metazoa; Chordata; Mammalia; Diprotodontia; Vombatidae
Exons: 6
Coding region: 292-1314 (340 amino acids)
Source: RefSeq, a predicted model, not a curated record